This is a messenger RNA of Phlebotomus papatasi, 2122 nucleotides long. RefSeq names its product solute carrier family 66 member 2. Gene Ontology annotation, cellular component: trans-Golgi network; endosome. Gene Ontology annotation, biological process: phospholipid translocation; retrograde transport, endosome to Golgi. Lineage: Eukaryota; Metazoa; Arthropoda; Insecta; Diptera; Psychodidae. The transcript is spliced from 4 exons. The coding region runs from base 366 to 1235 and encodes 289 amino acids. The record is from RefSeq and is a predicted model, not a curated record.
UCUUCCCUGUCCCAAAAAUAAUUUAGGUAAUUUCCGCUAGAGGUGCUGCAACACUUGUCAAAAUCCAGCUGAGUGCCAGAGGGGGAGGAAGACUUUUUCCUCGAGUUGACAAAAACUUUAUCAAUUAGCUUCAUUAAGUGAAAAAUGUGGGCGCCGUGAGUGGUGUGUUUGUGAAGAUUAGGGAUUGCUUUGUCCAGUGGUGACUCACACUGUCCACCAGUGAUUGUGCUCUGUGUGUAAAUAGUGAUUAAAGGUGUUCGUGUCACGAAAGUAGGUGAAGGUGGUGUGAGCUCCAUUGCUGCUGCUGGGGAUAUAUUUUCCUCGUGGAAUUAAUUUUGUAAAUAGUUGGUGGAGAAGGUCAGACAAUGGAUUGGAUCAUCAAUGAUGAGCUGGGGCUCACGUUGGGGCAUGUGGUUGGCUGGGCAGCAGCAUCUGCAAUGGUUGUUGGCGGUGUCAUUCCCUACAUUCCGCAAUACAGACAGAUAAAGCAGACACAGGAUCCGGAAGGAUUCUCCCUCCACGUCUGCCUCGCCCUUCUCAUUGCAAACACACUGAGGAUACUUUUCUGGUUUUCCAAACGCUACGAGCUUCCGUUACUAGUCCAAAGUAUUGUGAUGAACCUCACCAUGUUCCUGAUGGUCCACCUUUGUGUCAAGGUGCGUCGCAACAAUGCAAUAAUGAGGACACGAGAACGUGUCUUUUCCGGCGAGGACUUAAAUCGCAGGGGUUCCUCAAAGUCGAGAGAUGAACGUAUUGGUAUUGGGGAUGGCGUCAUAACAGCACCAGCUGGACAAAUAAAGAGGGGCACCUCCUCAAAGCACUAUUUGACCGACUUCGAUAUGAAGUAUUUCUGGCAGUGGACGGAUUUUCAGUCCUACCUGGAUUUUAUGCUGGUAGUGUGGGCUGUUGGGGCUGCCAUCACCUACCUCAUGCUCUCAGUGGAGUGGUUUAUGGAGACAGUGGGCUUUUUUGCGGUCUUCACCGAGGCCAUGCUUGGUGCUCCACAAUUUGUGCGGAAUUACCACAAUAAGUCCACUCAUGGCAUGAGUAUCCACAUGGUGAUUAUGUGGACAUUGGGUGAUAUCUUCAAGACGGUUUAUUUUGUUCUGAGGAGUGCCCCAACGCAGUUUUGGGUUUGUGGGAGUUUGCAGGUGAGCCUGGAUUUGGCUAUAUUGCUGCAAGUGUACAUUUAUCGGAAGAAUCAAGCUCCUCGGACUGUCCAUCGAGGAGACUAGCAGUUUGCCCCCAAUGCAGAUGCCCGUCGCGAUUCGGCUCUUGGGCGUUCCGGAACACCCACGCAGCUGCGUUCGCGUGAAAAUACGCCACAUCAUGGGUUCAAUAAUAACAACGGGACACCGGGGGCUGUAGUGAUAGCGAGUUCGCGGGAAGGGACACCAAUUCGAAGGUGCUCGUCGGAGAGGGAACGCUUGGGAUCAUUGAGACGUGAAGCGAGUCUCAAUAGUGUCCUCCUGAGAACUCUGGAAGUGGAAAUGGGGGAAGAUGUCGAGGACAAUGGAUAUUGUUCGCAGGAGCAGGCUCACCAUCACAGCCAUCAUCAUCAUCAUCAUUUGGCGCACAGGAAGGAAUCAGAUGGCAGUGAUGGAGGUAUUUGCUAUGCUCAUGAGUAUGGAAGUUACACCAGUACGCGAGAUCUGUGCGCCACAACCAGCAAUAGUAGCCUGGCAUCGGUGCUUCAGUGUUCAGAAUGCGUCCGGGAUGCCUUAUGACAUAACGUUUCGCUGGUCUCAUGGCCAGCGAUUGACAUCAAUGCUCUGCUCCAGCAGACAAUAGCAGCGUCCAGGAGUCAGAUGAUGGUCUCUGCUCAGACCCAGACGGAUCUCUUCGAGGCCACUUUCUUCACCCAAGAAACCCCUGAGAUUAUUUUAUAGCAGUGGUGGCGGCAUUUGCGCCAGAGGGGCAUUUAAAACAAAAAAUCUUCAUGUGAUCUUUGCGAUUUCUGACCAACUUAUCGAGAUGCCACAACUGACAAAGCCCAGUAUAUGAGGAAUAAAUGACAGAGAGAGAGAGCGCUCCGAGGAAUGUGUGAGUUAAUACCGUGAGAUAUUUUACAUCUUAUCUGAAUGAUGUAGCAUAUAUUUUUUUAAAAAUGUUUUUGAUCGAU